Messenger RNA from Penicillium soppii, 1347 nucleotides. RefSeq lists its product as uncharacterized. Lineage: Eukaryota; Fungi; Ascomycota; Eurotiomycetes; Eurotiales; Aspergillaceae. Gene Ontology annotation, biological process: transmembrane transport. The transcript has a single exon. Gene Ontology annotation, cellular component: fungal-type vacuole membrane. Bases 1 to 1347 code for a protein of 448 amino acids. Gene Ontology annotation, molecular function: transmembrane transporter activity. The record is from RefSeq and is a predicted model, not a curated record.
AUGCAGGAAGAUCGGCAUCGGUUUCCAUCAACUUCACCUCUGGAUCAAAGCUCAGAGAAAGCUCCAACAGAGGCUCUACAGACUCCGAGGAGUCAUGAUAUGCUAGUAGAAGCACCAAAGGGCCCUCCUCCUAUGGGUUCCGCUCCCCCCAACGGUGGUCUGGUCGCCUGGCUGCACGUUGCGGGUGGCUUCAUGCUCUUUUUCAACACCUGGGGGGUUUUGAACGCGUUCGGCGUUUUCCAGACUUAUUAUGAAUCAGGUGCCCUCUUCACUCGCUCAUCUUCCGACAUUUCUUGGAUCGGCGCCAUUCAAGCCACAAUGCUGCUGAUGGUCGGUUUCAUCACUGGACCAAUUUACGACCGCGGCUACCUGCGCUCACUCCUGAUAAUCGGAAGCUUUUGCAUUGUAUUCGGCAUGAUGAUGCUGAGUAUCUGCAAGACGUACGGGGAGGUACUACUCGCUCAAGGAUUUUGUGUCGGCAUCGGCGCGGGCUGCCUCUUUGUGCCCUGCGUGUCUGUUCUGCCUACAUAUUUCAGCUCACGACUGGGUGCGGCGCUCGGACUGGCUGUCUCUGGCUCUGCCCUCGGUGGUAUCAUUUACCCAAUUGUGCUGAACCAAUUGAUUGAGCCACUUGGGUUUGGAUGGGCCGUUCGAAUCAUUGGGUUCAUAGCGUUGGGCACCCUUUUGAUUCCAAUCGCAGUUAUGCGUCAGCGCGUCAAGCCCCCUCGCGCCCGAAGCCUCAUCGACUGGUCAGCCUUUACGGAUGUGCCGUACAUUACAUUUGUCCUGGCAUCUCUGAUCGCGUUUAUGGGCCUCUUUGUGCUAUUCUUCUACAUCUCAUACUUUGGGGCAGCUACUCGCAUCACCGACACAAACAUGAGCUUCUACAUUGUGCCAAUCCUUAACGUUGGCUCGUGCUUCGGUCGUACUCUACCCAAUGCAUUGGCUGACAGGACUGGUCCUUUCAAUCUUAUUGCACCCUGCUGCAUUAUUGUUGGAGUACUUAUUUUGUGCCUUCUGGCUGUGACGACACAAGGCGGGCUGAUCGUGAUCGCCAUCUUAUCAGGUUUCUUCAGCGGUGCACUGAUUGGUCUUCCUCCACUUUGCUUUGUCGCGCUUACCAAAGAUAAAUCGAAGAUUGGCACUCGGAUCGGUAUGGGAUUCGGCAUAAUUGGGUUGGGUGUUCUAGCUGGUGGACCGGCUGGUGGGGCCAUUCUGGCAGAGUCUGCCCAUAUGAACUGGAAUGGACUAUGGGCGUUUGGGGGAGCCACUGCCUGCGUCGCGGGAUUCAUGUAUGCAGGACUUCGUAUCGCCAUGUAUGGAUCUGGACUGAAAGUGAAGGCUUGA